Messenger RNA from Medicago truncatula (barrel medic), 3197 nucleotides. RefSeq names its product phospholipase D alpha 1. The record is from RefSeq and is a predicted model, not a curated record. The transcript has 4 exons. The coding region runs from base 514 to 2940 and encodes 808 amino acids. Lineage: Eukaryota; Viridiplantae; Streptophyta; Magnoliopsida; Fabales; Fabaceae. Gene Ontology annotation, molecular function: D-type glycerophospholipase activity; calcium ion binding. Gene Ontology annotation, cellular component: plasma membrane. Gene Ontology annotation, biological process: phospholipid catabolic process; phosphatidylcholine metabolic process.
UCAUUUCAUAAUUAAAAACCAGAAGCUCUCCAAGCCCUUACAAAUCAAACACUUAAAUUCCUCUCUCUACUUCAUCCUCUGUCAAACUCAAAACAUAUCACACCCUUAUUCUCUCCCAAUCCUUCUUUCCUCUUUAAAUCCUUCCAUUAAACUAGGCAUCAGAAACUGAUGCAAACCCACAACCAAAUCACAAAUCAUUGAAGCUGCACCCAUUGGUUUAAUUAAGGAUUGAAAAAUUAACAGGUUAAUGGAAAGACAACGAAUGAAUUAAGAUGAGGGGUUGAAGAAGAAGAGGAAAUAUCAUGUGCACAUAAAAGCCACAAUCACAAACGUAAACUCCCUCUUCACUCUCGGCAUAUUCAUCGGCCUCUCCUUCAACCCAAAUGACCCCUUCAACACUCUCAACACAAACCCGUCCUGCGUCCCCACCACCGACAUCGUCGAAAACCUCGUCGUCGCAGUUCAAUACUUGGGAUGCUUGUUUCUAGGAUUGGAUUUGUUUUAGGGUGAAAAAUGGCACAAAUUCAUCUUCAUGGUACUCUUCAUGCUACUAUCUAUGAGGUUGAUAAGCUUAAUGCUGGUGGUGGUGGAAAUUUCCUCAGCAUGAUCAAGCAAAACAUUGAGGAAACUGUUGGUCUUGGAAAGGGAGUUACUAAACUCUAUGCUACCAUUGAUUUGGAGAAGGCAAGAGUGGGAAGGACAAGAAUUAUUGAAAAUGAGCAUACUAAUCCCAAAUGGUACGAGUCUUUUCACAUUUACUGUGCUCAUAUGGCUUCAGAUAUCAUAUUCACUGUGAAAGAUGAUAAUCCUGUUGGAGCAACUUUAAUCGGUAGAGCAUAUGUGCCUGCUGAGGAGGUCUUGAAUGGUGAGGAAAUAGAUAGGUGGGUGGAAAUUUUGGACACUGAAAAAAAUCCGAUACAAGAGGGUUCGAAGAUCCAUGUGAAGCUGCAAUAUUUUGAUGUCACGAAAGACCGCAGUUGGGCUCGAGGCAUUCAAAGCGCUAAAUUUCCUGGAGUUCCGUAUACUUUCUUCUCACAGAGGAAAGGAUGUAAGGUAUCUCUUUACCAAGAUUCUCAUGUGCCGGAUAAUUUCAUCCCUAAAAUACCACUUUCUGGUGGCAAGACUUAUCAGCCUCAUCGGUGUUGGGAGGAUAUUUUUGAUGCCAUCACUAAUGCAAAACACAUGAUAUACAUUACCGGUUGGUCUGUUUAUACCGAAAUUUCCUUGGUGAGGGAUUCUAGGAGGCCAAAGGCUGGGGGAGACACAACAAUUGGUGAGCUUCUAAAGAAAAAGUCUAGUGAAGGUGUUAGGGUUUUGAUGCUUGUUUGGGAUGAUAGAACAUCGGUUGGUUUGUUGAAAAAGGAUGGACUGAUGGCUACUCAUGACGAAGAAACCGCAAAUUUCUUUGAAGGUACUGAUGUGCACUGUGUUUUAUGCCCCCGCAAUCCUGAUGAUGGUGGUAGCAUCAUUCAGGAUUUACAAGUUUCCACCAUGUUUACUCAUCACCAGAAGAUUGUGGUUGUGGACAGUGAAUUACCUGGUGGAGGGUCGAACAAGCGAAGAAUUGUGAGUUUUGUUGGGGGUCUUGACCUUUGUGAUGGAAGAUAUGAUACUCCAUUCCACUCACUUUUUAGAACCCUAGACACAGCACACCAUGAUGAUUUUCAUCAACCUAACUUUCCAGGUGCUGCAAUCACAAAAGGCGGUCCAAGGGAACCUUGGCAUGACAUUCAUUCCCGCCUUGAAGGACCGAUUGCUUGGGAUGUGUUGUUUAACUUUGAACAACGAUGGAGGAAGCAAGGUGGGAAGGAUUUACUUGUCUCUCUAAGGGAGCUUGAAGAUUCUAUUAUUCCUCCAUCCCCAGUAACAUUUCCGGAUGAUCACGAGACAUGGAAUGUUCAGCUGUUUAGAUCUAUUGAUGGUGGGGCUGCUUUCGGGUUCCCAGAUACUCCUGAAGAUGCUGCAAGAGCCGGGCUUAUCAGUGGAAAGGAUAAUAUCAUCGAUCGUAGCAUUCAAGAUGCUUAUAUUAAUGCUAUUCGGCGUGCAAAGAACUUCAUCUAUAUUGAAAAUCAGUAUUUCCUUGGAAGCUCUUUUGCUUGGAGUGGUGAGGAUAUUAAGCCUGAAGACAUUGGUGCUUUGCAUCUAAUCCCAAAGGAACUUUCACUUAAGAUUAUGAGUAAGAUUGAAGCUGGGGAAAAGUUCACUGUGUACGUUGUUGUCCCAAUGUGGCCGGAGGGUGUCCCAGAAAGUGCAUCGGUUCAAGCAAUAUUGGACUGGCAGAGGAGAACAAUGGAGAUGAUGUACAAGGAUAUCGUUCUGGCACUCAGGGCAAAGGGAAUCGAGGAAGAUCCUCGGAAUUAUUUGACGUUCUUCUGCCUCGGUAAUCGGGAAGUAAAGAAACAAGGAGAGUAUGAGCCUUCCGAACAACCAGAACCUGAUUCAGAUUACGAGAGAGCCCAACAGGCCCGACGUUUCAUGAUAUAUGUUCAUACCAAGAUGAUGAUAGUUGAUGACGAAUACAUAAUCGUUGGAUCUGCCAACAUCAACCAAAGAUCAAUGGAUGGAGCGAGGGACUCUGAGAUAGCGAUGGGAGCCUAUCAGCCCUACCAUUUAGCUGCAAGACAGCCGGCACGUGGUCAAGUCCACGGUUUCCGCAUGGCAUUAUGGUAUGAGCACCUUGGCAUGCUUCAUGACUCCUUCCUUCAUCCAGAAAGUCAAGAAUGUAUCCGUAAGGUGAACCAGAUUGCUGACAAAUAUUGGGAUCUCUAUUCAAACGAUUCACUCGAGCACGACCUUCCUGGACACUUGCUUCGCUAUCCGAUUGGAGUUGCUAGUGAAGGAGAUGUCACACAGCUGCCUGGAUUUGAAUUUUUCCCCGACACCAAGGCUCGGAUUCUCGGUGGCAAAGCUGAUUACCUCCCUCCUAUCCUCACUACUUAGUUUGGUUUUUAUACUUUUUGUUCACAAUAUUGAAGACUGCUUACUUACAUCCUAAUUUUUGUUUUCAUUACUAUUUGUGGUUUGAACUUUGAAGAGUAAUAAUCUUUUUUGCUUUUUAUAUAUAUGUUGAGAGUAACAAUGAGCCAAAUACAGAUUUGUGAUUUGAUGUUGUUAACUGCUAUGACUUUAGCUGGUUUCUAACCAGCGUUUCUUUUCUCCCUUAAUGUCAUUAUUCUUUAAUAUCAUUUGUGGUUUAA